AUGAAGUUCACAAGUAGCCUGCUCACCAACUCCACGGCGAUCCUGUUUGCUGUUGCUGCAGCUCAGGGGGCUCAGGUGGACCCUAUAACGACAAUCACUCCUUGCCCAGAGGCAAAAGACUCGAUCUUCCCUCCAAUUACUGUUACUUCGCAGUAUCAGGAUGUCUACACUUGCCAGCCUAGGUCUCUGUGCAUCAAGCAAAGGUGCUCGACUAUCUUCGACUUGAAAGCCUAUCCCUACGUCUCCACGGUCAUUCCUUGCGCCUGGGACGGGACCACAGCAAGUACGACUACCAUCACGCGAUUGGAUCAGCCGGUCCGAGUCUCCGAGCAUGUCGAAACUCUCACAAAGACGAUCACAGCAACGGUCUUUCCGUCAGAGACUGGAGGUCAGUGGGAAGUUUGGGAAGACUGGCACACAGCCCACAUGUGGUCUAAAGAAGCACCGAAGCCGACCGUCACCACGACUUCUCUUUACGAAACCGUCACGCGCAGAGCUGUUGCUCCUUACGAAGAUAUCGGCCCCUUGGCCGUCCCAGGCUGGAACGGAAGUGAACUUUGUGAGGAGUGUGUCAAUUCAAAGGAUGGCUCUCGUUCUCAGCUUCUCGACGUUAUUGAAUGCCGUUUCGGUGUCGACCGGGCUGGAGAGCCAUUCCACACCUGCUCUGAGUGGGCCGAGACUUGGGUGGAACGGUACUUGCCAACAUCGACUGCGCUCGCGGAAGCGGUCUGUGUGAGCCAAGGGUCUGUACCUGCGGCCGGCACAUACACCUGGACUUUUCCUCAAAGUGGCCAACCAGUAGCUGUCACUGCUCCCCCAACAACAAUGACCACGACUCUGAGUGUUUCUCAACAAGAGACGGUGAUCGUCGAGCCAGAGAUUGUUUAUACACUUCCUGGCAAACCGUGGAACGCCUACGUUACGAGAACGUUUCCAGCCCCGACCAACUUCGCCUUCAAUGUCUUUGUUACGACCACCGUCACUGUCAGUGUGCCGUAUAUCACUCGACCGGCGGAAAAGUAA
This is a messenger RNA of Exophiala oligosperma, 1023 nucleotides long. RefSeq lists its product as uncharacterized. NCBI's taxonomy places the organism in Eukaryota, Fungi, Ascomycota, Eurotiomycetes, Chaetothyriales, Herpotrichiellaceae. The coding region runs from base 1 to 1023 and encodes 340 amino acids. The record is from RefSeq and is a predicted model, not a curated record. The transcript has a single exon.